Molecule: messenger RNA, 6648 nt
Organism: Epinephelus fuscoguttatus (brown-marbled grouper)
Lineage: Eukaryota; Metazoa; Chordata; Actinopteri; Perciformes; Serranidae
Gene: plag1
Product: pleiomorphic adenoma gene 1
Exons: 3
Coding region: 243-1673 (476 amino acids)
Source: RefSeq, a predicted model, not a curated record
CGAAAGAGGGGAAAGCAAACAAUUUUCAGGCCCGCCGCGUCUAGCAAAAAAUAUGAGAAAAAAAUUAUUAAAAAUUCGGAAAAUAGUUGAAAGUGAAGAAAACCCCAACAGAAAGAAUGUUAAAGCGACCAGGGCCCCUGGGUCCGGCAAGUGUUGAGCACAUAAAACUGGAUAGAAUAACUGCAUCAGCACCAUUUGGGCACUGCACCCCUGUCCAUGUAGCUGGUCAGCCUUAGAGUGCCAUGGCCACGGGAACCCAGGGCCACCGUGACCACAUUCUGGAGAAAGCCAAGAUUGCCCCACCCACAGGGAGGCGCAGGAGAGCAGAGGGGAAGCUGAAAAAGAAUUUCCCUUGCCAGGAGUGUCAGAAAGCUUUCAACAGUCUGGAGAAGUUGAAGGUGCACUCGUACUCUCACACAGGAGAAAGACCCUACUGCUGCUCACAUCCCGACUGCACCAAGGCUUUUGUCUCCAAAUACAAGCUGCUACGGCAUAUGGCAACUCACUCACCAGAAAAAAUCCACAAGUGUUCAUACUGUGAGAAAAUGUUCCACCGCAAGGAUCACUUAAAGAAUCACCUACACACUCAUGACCCAUACAAGGAGGCAUUCACCUGUCAGGAGUGUGGCAAGAGCUACAACACCAAGCUUGGCUUCAAACGCCACCUUGCCCUCCACGCUGCCAACAGUGGAGACCUCACAUGCCAAGUGUGCCUGCAGCCAUUCCCCAGCACUGGGGUUCUUCUGGAACACCUCAAAACACAUGCUGGCAAGUCCUCUGGUGGAACCAAAGAGAAAAAGCAUCGCUGCGAGCAUUGUGAGCGGCGAUUUUACACCCGUAAAGAUGUGCGACGACAUAUGGUGGUUCAUACCGGACGUAAGGACUUCCUUUGUCAGUACUGUGCCCAGCGCUUUGGUAGGAAGGACCACCUGACACGUCACGUGAAAAAGAGCCAUGCUCGGGAGCUGCUGAGGGUAAAAACUGAGCCAGCCGAUUUGCUGGAGCCCGUAGUCUACAACUUAGCGCCUGGGGGCAUCAAGGGCGAGCUCCCGGCAAUGUUGACACCAAGGCUGCAUCAGCUCAACAUGUGCACAGGGCCUGUCCUGGACACAGAGCCUUUUCCCACUCCCACAAAUCCCUUUUCUUUUAAGUACCCACUGGGCUCCAACUUUACCUCAUACACCGUCUCCUCACAGGAGCGAGAGCAGAAUCUAAAGGGAGAACUGGAGACCUACCUGAUGGAGCUGCAGAGCAGCAUGCCCUCCUCAUCCUCUGCAGCCCAAGAACCACAACUCUCCUCCUCAAAACUUGAGUUGGAGCCUCAAGUGGGCUUGGUGGAGGAAGCAAGCGAGGGGGUGUCCAUGUCCAAAAUGUCCUCACCGAUGGCAGCAGCCACCACAGGUGACUCUUUGGCCUCUUCCUCCUCUCUGAUGGACUUCUCACAGCUUUUCAAUUUCCUGCCACUCAAUGGGCCCCCGUACAACCAGGCAGGGGGCAGCGGGGUAGAGGGUGUCACCUAUCCACCGAGUGAAGAGCCCACAACUCUUGUCCAGCUGCCUUCCCAGCCUCCCGAAGGCCCAGUGGCCUCAGAGAGUCCACUUCAAAGGCUCCCCUCCUCCUUCAUAUCCAACCCAUCAACCACACUGCCCCGCUUCCACCAAGCUUUUCAGUGAUCCAGUAUGUACUGCGCUUAGCACACAUGCACUCUAACACCAACAUUCUGACACACGUGUUGAGCUACACAGCCUCCCCAGCAAGAACCAAAACAACAUGCUAGUAAAAGUUUUAAAGAUAUUAGCACUUCUGGCCAUUUAUUAUGACGACAUGAGCAACACACACACACACACACACACACACACACACACACACUUGGCUUCAUCAGCUGUGCUACUUUCGGGAUGUAUUCCUUUCAUCUUUUUAUUGAUGAGUUGCCAAAUCUUCACCACAACUUUGUUACUCCCUAAUGACAUGUUCACAUAAUACCAAUAAAUGAUCCUCUUGUGUUGUGUGGAUAUGCAAAUACAAUAUCUAAACUCUAGUUUCUUGCCAUUUGCAAGUUUUAUAACCUAACAUAAUCGGUUGCAAAUACCAAGAGAAUUUACUGUUUCAAAGACCUGCAAGUUUCAAUAUCCAUAAACAUUUUGAAUCGUAGUGUAGGCUUGUAAAAUUCAGCCGUGAGCAGUGCUCAUAAAUGUCAAUACAGCUCAAGUUCUCAGUUUUGGUGCAGCACUGCUCUGUGCACUGCAUCGCAGACAAAAACACAUCACAUACACAUUAAUGGAGCAAAAACUCCUCACAAUAAUGUGGACAUGAAUUAGUCUUUUUGGAAGUUUGAAAUUGUUUAAAUAGAUGAAUGCUAAUAGUAAUUUCAUUGCAGUGACAUUGAUUUAUUGAUUUUUGUCUGUAACAUUGCUGUAAUGUAUGCGUGUAACAGCUGCAUUAGGCAGUUCAAUGGUGUCACCUUGUCAGCAGAAGCAGACCUAAUGUUCACUCCCCUGGAUUACACAACCAGACUUCAAGUCUCCACAAGUUUAUUUCCCAUACAUAGUGAAAUUAUAGGACACCUACAACUUCCUGCAAAUUUAGGGAAAAGCGAUAGAAACAUUUCAAACAUGCUAUAGGAAUUAAAUAAAGUAUAUGUGAAAUCGGCGAAAACAUGCAAAAACAUCAGUCUGGUCUUUAUGUUAAAUCUAUAAAGCUGAAGUUCAUUCACAUAGUUAUAGGCACAGAGCUGAGUAGUAACUACUGAGCAACUGCAUUACAGUUUUACAGUUCAUUUUGGUAGUUUGUUGAUUUUCUAGUCAAAAUGUAUGUUAUUCUCCAGCUGUGGGGAUGUUAAAUGAAAGCUGAAUGUGUUUUGGAGUUUCUUAGUUAACCCCUAAUCCCAAACCAAAGUCAACCAAACACAUUACUGAUGUUAAGGUAGCAUCAGUGUAUUUUAACAUAGAGACUCAAUUAAGACCAUUCACCAAUUCCGUUCACACAGCAUCCUCAGUGGUAGAGUUAAGUUCAGCCAUGUAUCUGGAUUAACAGGCACCAGUUUCCAUGUAGAAAACUAAACUGUGACACACCAACACACAGCCAUUUACUGUUUAUGGGCCUCACCCAGUCAGCUAGCUGAAAUGAUCCAUGUAAAACACCCUCCAGAGUGGAGUUCUCUUUACUACAGGCUCAGUGUGCACUUUGCUGAUGGUUUUGAACAUGGCUGCUGAAAUGUCCCACUCUUCCUGUGCUAGUGUCAUUGUGCCUUCUUUAUCAGAGUUAUAAAAAAGUAUUAUACGAAACGUCAAACUUCUAAGAAGUGUAGUUAAAUCAUCUUGCUUGUAACUGCUGACUGACCAAUUUUUUUUUUCCAUUGUGGAUCAUAUGCAAAGAUCUAGAAUGCUGAUUUUACAUCUGCAAGACAUUAACUUUUAAGUUUGUAUAUGCUAGUACCGUUGUAUUUUAUUUAUCAUAAAAGGUCACUGCGAGGGUGGUAUGCAAAAGUGAACCAUUAAAAUUCGGAAUUAUUGGUAUGGAUAUGAGAGCUGAAUCUAACACUUGGGCCUCUAGCUUCCCAGCGCGGCGCAGGGUGGCACAGGGUGGCGAACCCCGUGCAGAGCUAGUUUUGAGCAGCGCAACCCGAGGCGCGCUCAGUUUGGUACUUUGGCAGACCGAGGUGCGCUGAGAUGGGUGUGGCGGCGCAGCAGGGGGAGGUGUCGACAGAUCCAGCUUGGUGCAGUGACAGUUUCGUGCCGAAAGGCUUCGCUGAAGGUGCGCUAAAAGCUCGCCAGCUGAAACCAGGUCUACUGUCAGCGCAGGGGGAGCGCAGCUGGUGUAGGGGAAUUUUGGCUGACCAGUGCGCACACGUCACCAAAACCUCACAGGCAGGUUUCCAGCAAUACGCAAUAAAUACAAACGCAAUAAAUUCCCACAAAAAACACUAUUCAAUGCAACUAUCUGCAAUCAGCACAUAAAUGUAUCUCUAUAUCGACUGUCCCAUCACAUCUGAUGUCAGAUCAAAGGGGAUUGUCACUGUUUGGCACGUUUGGCACGCGUUAUGGAAACCCAACCUGAUUUGAUUAACAUAGCUGCAAACUAAUGAGUUCCAUCACUCUCAGCCAACCACAAACAGCCACAGCAUCAGAUACGGAAUAUAUAUUCAGCAUCUGUCAUCUUAGAAAAGUCAAAAGAAAAGAAACAGAGUGAGACUGCGAGAGAGAAAGAGCGCGCAUGCACGAGAGAAACGCAACAUUGAUUUACAAUUGUGGUGACCUUCUCCCAGGCUACCUUUGCAUCAAUAGCCCGUGGAGGUCUGCUCGCAGUUCCGUAUAUGCGGACACUGCGAGCUUGGACCUCCCGGACCAAAACAUCAGUUUCCUCCAUGGCAAAUUGAGUAAACUCUCAUUACGCCUUCGAGCGGCGCAUUUAAGGGCUAGGAGAGGGGCUCAUUUGAUUGGUGUGAUGUGAAUCGGAUGUGUAAAACCCACUCCAUGCCUUCCCUCCUCCCUCUUUCCGACUUGCUCAGGUAGGAGGGACGGAGGUGGGAAAGAGGAGUCGCUGCACCAGCACGCACGGUGUGCCAAACUUGCAAAAUCCACCUGGCCACACCCAGUUGACGAAGCGCAGGUACGCUGCGCCUCCACCUCGCCUGGUCUGCGAAACUAGAGGCCUUGUUCUUUAAAAAAAAAAAACGCAAAAAUGUCUGUAGCUUAAUUCAUAUUCUCACCAGACCCCUUUGGACUGACUUUAAAAAAUAACAACCUCUGCCUAGUAUUUCACAAAUAAUAAAGCAUAUAUUCAACUAUUCAAAUAUAUCUUAAAGUCCCAGUCAAAAGUCUGGACUCACUUCAAAUCUUAGCUCCAUGUUAAGUUAUCUUGACAGUGUGCUUUUGUCUGCUAACACGUAGCCCAUAGAAUUUUAGAAUACAUAUCAUCAAACAUCGCUACACUAAAGAGUUAAAAAAAAAUUGUUUUGUUUUUUGAGAUGGCUGGUAAACACACCUCUCCACCUCUCAAAUUAACAACAGAAAAUGCAGUGGAAAGGCCAAGAAGCUGUCUGUGGACUACUUGAUGGAGAGUACUUUAAUGCUAAAUCCCCAAAAUAUAAAAAAUAUUUAGAAGAUAUUUGAGCUAAUACACUAAAAUAAGCUGCUUAUCUGAGAGUAAUCUGGAACCAAAGUACACUGUUCACAAUGCUAAAAGAAAUGGCUACAAGACAUUUAGGCCUCUAGUUUCCCGGCGCAGCGCAGGGUGGCACAGGGUGGCAAACCCUGCGCAGAGCUAGUUUUGUGUAGUGCAACCCGAGGCGCGCUCAGUUUGGUACUUUGGCAGACCGAGGUGCGCUGAGAUGGGUGUGGCGGCGCAGCAGGGGGAGGUGUUGACAGAUCCAGCUUGGUGCAGUGACAGUUUCGUGCCAAAAGGCUUCGCUGAAGGUGCGCUAAAAGCUCGCCAGCUGAAACCAGGUCUACUGUCAGUGCAGGGGGAGUGCAGCCGGUGUAGUGGGAGUUUGGCUGACCAGCAGACAGUGCACACACGCGACCAAAACCUCACAGGCAGGUUUCCAGAAUGUCAGGCACAUUAACGAUGCAAUAAAUACCCACAAAAACCACUUUUCAAUGCAACUAUCUGCAAUCAGCACAUAAAUGUAUCUCUAUAUUGACUGUCCCGUCACAUCUGAUGUCAGAUCAAAGGGGAUUGGCACCGUUUGGCAUGUUUCGCACGCGUAAUGGAAACCCAACACGCAGCUGCAAACUAUGAGCUCACAUCACUCUCAGCCAACCACAAACAGCCACAGCAUCAGAUAGGGAGUAUAUAUUCAGCAUCUGUCAUCUUAGAAAAGUCAAAAGAAAAGAAACAGAGUGAGACUGCGAGAGAGAAAGAGAGAGCGCGCGCACAUGAGAGAAACGCAACAUUGAUUUACAAUUGCGGUGACCUCCUCCAGGCUACCUUUGCAUCAUCAGCCUGUGGAAGUCCCAGACCAAAACAUCAGUUUCCUCCUGGGAGAAGUUUGGCCGUCUGACGCUGCUGCGCUGUUCUGCCAUGGCGAAUUCAGUAAACUCUAAUUAGGCCUUCGCAUGGCGCAUUUAAGGGCUAGGAGAGGGGCACAUUUGAUUGGUGUGAUGUGAAUCGGCCGUGUAAAACCCACUCCAAGCCUUCUCUCCUCCCUCUUUCCAACUUGCGCAGGUAGGAGGGACGGAGGUGGGAAAGAGGAGUCGCUGCGCCAGCGCGCAUGGUAUGCCAAACUUGCAAAUCUGCCUGGCCACACCCAGUUGGCGAAGUGCAGGUGCGCUGCGCCUCCACCUCGCCUGGUCUGCAAAACUAGAGGCCUUAGUCACUUCUGUCAGUCUGCUUUUUGAUUUCUUAUUUCCAUGAAGUAGAAAUUACAAAAUAAUAUUUUUUUAAAUUCCAAAUGCAUAUUUUAAAUGCAUAUAUUAGUAAUAAUUCCCAUUCCCGAGUAGAAGUAUAAAAUAUGCAGUAUAUGUGUGAAUAUGUAUUCAUGUUGGACAAUAUAGAACUCCUCAUAGUCCAUGAAGUCAAUAAAACAUUUUGUAAUACUCCAAAUAUUGCUGCUAUUGAGUAAUUUAGCCAAACUAUUCAGAAUCUUUUAAGAAAAUCUUUUUAUGGGUGACUGUGCCAUAGGGGUGUAAUGUUACACAAAAUCACGGU